GAAGAAUUCGUUGCCUGCGCCAGCCAACCUAACUCCAAGGGCGCUUUACGCCAGCCGGUUACCGAACGGCGCGACUGCCCUGCACAUGGCCGCGGCUAAUGGCGAAAUCGAAAUUGUCAAACAUCUCUUGCCGGCGUUGACCGUCGGCGACGUCAAUGCAGUGAACGACGACGGGUCGACCGCACUCCAUUGGGCCGCGCUUAACGGCAAAGUGGACGUUGUCAAGAUUCUUCUGGACGCCGGCGCCGACGCCACUUUGCAGAACGAGUCGGGAAGGAGUGCGGUGACCGUUGCAGAACAACAAGGGCAUAUGGACGCUGUUAACAUUUUGCUGAAGUCAUUCGAGCCCGAGGAGGAAAACGAGGAGGCGGGAUCUAGCGCCAAUGCGGAGGAAACGGAGGGAGCCAGUACCGAUGCCGGGCGGUAACAUAGCUCACAAUAGAUUCCACCGAGUAGAACCGGUUUUGCACAUAGCACUUCACAUCAUAUUGUUUAUAUAAUACAUUCUUUCGUAGAGGGCCGGUACAACACUCAGAAAGCAAUUGGUAGCAAUUCUCACAUGAACCUAGCAUGGC
This is a messenger RNA of Fimicolochytrium jonesii, 575 nucleotides long. Its product is annotated as ankyrin repeat-containing domain protein. The transcript has 2 exons. Bases 86 to 427 code for a protein of 113 amino acids. Gene Ontology annotation, molecular function: protein binding. The record is from RefSeq and is a predicted model, not a curated record. Lineage: Eukaryota; Fungi; Chytridiomycota; Chytridiomycetes; Spizellomycetales; Powellomycetaceae.